GUCAUUACUGGAAAAAUCUUUAAUCUUUGGCGGCUCUUGCCGGUUGCGGCGGCGGCGCGUUUUGUCUGCCUGACCACUGGCCGAGAGCGGUAGAGCUGGUCGCAGUCGUGCAUUCUGUCGCAAUCGCAGCUCGAGAGCGCUCAUCUCGCACCGCUCGCUGCCCGUCGGACUAUCCGAGACUCUCGAAAUUUUCCCGCCAAAAAUUUUCGCGAGUUUUAUUUUAUUUUUAUUCAUUUAUUUUUUUUAACGAUUCAUUCGUGUAUUUGCAAUGCAGUGAUCGAUUUUAUUUUGUGAUGCGUUGUUACAUUGCUUUUAUUUUGUUCUUUGUGUUUUUGCCAAAAUCAACUAAGGCGAUUCGAUGGUUAGCUUUGCAUGAGAGCGAAGGCAACUGGACGGAGAAUGAUUGCUUGGAGGCUCGUCGCGCGGGCUGGCUGUGGGGCGGGCAGGCGCGAGCGUGCCGGCGCCAACCUUCGGCCAUGCCGCACGUGGCGGGAGCUGCGCGCCUCGCUCGGGCUGCCUGUCUCUCCGCGCACCAGGGCGAGCGCUGGAACUGCUCAUCAAUUGAACUUGCUCCCAAAUUUACUCCUGACCUCCUCACAGGCACUCGCGAGCAAGCAUAUGUGUACGCAAUGUCUGCGGCGGCGCUGACGUGGUCGGUGGCUCGCGCGUGCGCGGCCGGCUCGUUGCCAGCGUGCUCGUGCGCUGCGCCUCCGCGUGCGCCGCCUCGUCCUCCGCGACAGGCACAGAUCACACCUGCCGAGCCUCAUGCCAGAUUCAAAUGGGGUGGAUGUGGAGAUAAUUUUCAAUGGGCUGAAAGGUUCGCGAAGCAAUUUCUAGAUGCUCAUGAAAUAGACGUCCGAGAAGGUAAAGUGGAUAAUAUCCUGGAAAUAGAGACAACUACGACAGAGCUACCUACCACUACUACCACUACAACAACAACUAUAGAACCAACCACGAUACCACCCGUAGUCAUCUUAGUGGAUGACCAGCCCGCGCCAGCUAAUACCAGUACACCUCCAAAGAUCAAGAAGAAAGGACGUCGCGGACGAAAGCGUCUACCACGAUCCCCGCGACGAGGCCGGCCUACACGGAAAAGGUUCAGAUCUAGACCGAGGUAUGACUAUGACGACAGAGGCUCCAGAUACCGCAAUAUCGAAUAUCGUAUGGCGGCCGACGACCCGAGGUUUGACCCUCAAGUGGAUUUGCGAACACGACUCGAACGACUGCGAGAGCUAAUUGCAUCUGCUAACCUGAUGAAUGGACGAUUUGGAAGAAAGGAAAUGCAACGCGAGCCUGGGCAGCGCAGCAGGCGGGUGCGGACGGCUGUGCUGCGGUCGCGGGCGGCGCGCGGUGCGGUCGAGCCGGUUGGAGCGCUGCCACUGCCGGUACCACUGGUGCUGCCGCGUCGACUGCCAGCUCUGCCGCCUCACCACCGAGGAACACUACUGCAACUGAUCUACUUAAGCACCGGUUAUUCUUACGGAACUUAAAUUAAAAAGCAUACCAAAUUAGCUGUAGGAGAAUAUCUCCAAAUUACAGCUACCUAAUCAAAGAAACUUAUCUGUAUACAUUAGGUAGAUACCACUCUUUGCACAAGUUAACGAAACCGAAAUAAAUUACUUUGAGGAGCAUUUCGAACUCCGACUCUGGAGGACAAAUUUUCAUUUACCAAACAAUUGUUAACAUUACUUAACAAAUAAUAUGUUAUAGGCCUUCGAAUAACAUGGUGACCGCCUUACCAUGUUUAGACAAUAGCAUUUUUUACGGUGAUUAAUUUUAAGCCGUACAAGUAUAUUUUGAACCAAAGAGAUACAAUAUAAUAUUUGACUAGUCAUAUACCUUCCUAAGCAAUUGAUAUUAAAUAGUUCCGAUUAUCUCUUGUAAUGCUUGUUAACUUGUAAUCCUUAAAACUACUGAAAAAAGGAAUACGCUUGUUUUCGAAUUGCUUAAAAGUUUUCGUGAAAGUUAAUAAAUUGAGACGCUGGAAUAAGAAUACUCACCGACCAACUGUGAACUAAAUUUGAACCAUUUCAUAAGGUUAAUUAAUUGAGAUCUCCAGGUACUGAGGUACCUCUUCCAAUGACAAAUCCUGCGAACUGUGUAUGCAAUUUACGUUAUUGUGAGAAAUAUUUUGAACAGCGUUAUCAGUACUUUACUGUACGUACUUAGAACUCUUCACAUUUCUAAAUGGUUUUAUUUAUUCGUUAAGACUGUCUGUUAUUUUGUAACAUAUCGGAAGUUAUAAUUCCAGUGUAUUAUGUAAGUUAGUAUGUACUUUCAAAUAUUUCGACAAUAAAUUGUAUUGAGUAAAAAAUUACAACGUGUUUGUCCACCGCUGUAUAUUCAGCUAUUAUGUAUAUUCCGUUUAGUGCUAAUGCACAUCUCUAUUCUGUCACGAAGAUUUGUAAUCUUUUUAAUAAAAGACAUAAUUUAUUCUACGGUAGGUAAAUGUACUAAGUAUUUUAUUCCUAGUGUCAUUUAUUCGCAUUGGUGUACAUAUUGUAGUAUUUAUUAAACUCUUCCCUACUUACUUGUAGAUUUAGACAUUUUUCUGUCAAAUUAACUUUAAUGAUUCGUAGUUUUAGUCGUAUUCGAUAUCUAUAGACGUUUCAUGUCAAAUGAUAAUUUAUUACUUAGCUGUUUAAGAUCCCUUGUAUAUAAAAGUCGUACUUAGAAUAGAACAUAAAAAGCUGUUUCAUUUACAAAUCAAAUAAACCUUUCGCUACUUUUAUAUAUAUAUA
This is a messenger RNA of Spodoptera littoralis (African cotton leafworm), 2741 nucleotides long. NCBI's taxonomy places the organism in Eukaryota, Metazoa, Arthropoda, Insecta, Lepidoptera, Noctuidae. The record is from the annotation of a GenBank genome assembly.